Marchantia polymorpha subsp. ruderalis is the source of this 5179-nucleotide messenger RNA. The record is from the annotation of a GenBank genome assembly. Lineage: Eukaryota; Viridiplantae; Streptophyta; Marchantiopsida; Marchantiales; Marchantiaceae.
GACUGAAAGAGGCAGGAAGAGGAGCACAGCGAAACGGGAGGGUUAAGGGAAGAGAAGGGAAACAACGAAGGAAGCGAGAAAGGUGUGGGGACGACGAACGAGGGGGCACCUGCUGCCGGUUAGAUUUUUGCUGGAUUGUGCCGGGGGAAGACGUUGUAUCGUCGUCGAGGCCUCUUGCGGGAGGAGGAGUAGAGAGGAAGGCGCAGAGCGUGUUCGGUCAAUCAGUGGCUGUGGAGGAAGACAGGACGAAGGAGGGAGUAACGAAGAAAGAACGACGCAAGAGCGAGCGAGAGAGAGAGAGAGAGAGAGAGAGAGAGAGAGAGAGAGAGAGAGAGAGAGAGAGAGCAGGAGAAGAGGAAAGCUCCAACGUUUGGUAGAAUACGAGAUCUUACAAUCGUAGGGAAGCAUCACACUGGCACACAAACUUACGUGGAGAGAAAUGAGAGGUGCGGAAAGAAGCGGUGGCGCAUGGCGUUGAGAUCGGCUUUCAGUGUUGGGAAAAGAGCGAAUGUGCGCUUGAUUUCACAUUGUAGCGCUUUUAUGAGAAAGUGUGUGGGUUACCGAUUUCAACAAUCACUGACUUCACCGAAUUUGAACGAAUAGAUCACAGUGAAGUCCCUGUCCAGGACCAGAGAACUUGGGAAGUGUGGACGUCUGGGGACGAUAGAUGUAGGCUUUCAUAUUUCACUGUACUUCUGCUACGGGCUUGCAAUCGCAUUCCAGUUCACGCCUUUCAAGUUCGAAACGAUAUCGCCGACAGGAGCUUUCGAAUUCCGCCUGCAUAGUCUCGAGUGGCCGGCACUCUAGUUAUCAUCAGCAUGGACAUUGGCGAAAGCAGUGUUGACAAUGCGAGCGCUGUGGAAGACGGAGGAACAACAGUCGAGAUAAAGAUUAAAACCCUCGAUGCUCAGAGCUACACGCUUCGAGUUGAAAAGAACGCAUCCGUGCCAGCUUUAAAGGAUCAAAUAGCCUCCGUUGUAGGUGUGCCCGUCGAGAACCAACGACUCAUCUGUCGGGGCAAAGUCUUGAAAGAUGAUCAAGUUCUUUCAGCCUACAACGUGGAGGAUGGCCAUACACUACACCUGGUUGCAAGGCAAACACCACCGCCUCCACCAAUAUCUACAGGUCAAGAGGCGGGAACUGCCACAACUGGACCUUCCGAUAUGGUCAUCGUCUCUCCACGAAAUAGGUCAGGCCAUGUGUCACAUAGCUUGCUGAUGGGAACAAUCAACAUUCCCGAUACUGGAGAGGGUGGCAUGCCUGACUUGAACAGGAUCAUAUCAGCUGUCAUGAACUCUGUAGGCAUCGGAAUUCCAGUACCAUCUACCGCGACCCCAGGAACUGGAGGUACAGUGACAGUUGUAGUUCCUGACGCUUUGACAACCAUGUCCCAGUAUCUGGACCGAUUGGAGCAAUCUUUUUCUCUUACUGAAGGUGGAACAGGCCAGAACGUUGAGGGCACGUCCGUGAAUGAAGGUGCAAGUCAUCCUCAGAGUUUGUCGGGACAACCAUCGGGCUCUCAAACCCUGGAAGCAGGUCCACCUAGUGCCCUGAAUGGGUUUUUAGAAGGUAUUCCAAUCCCUUCGUCGUUGCCUGCCUCCAGCAAUGAACGAUCAGAUACAGAUACGGGAGUGUCCGGUGGAGCAACUGCUCCUGCCAGGCGCUCACCCACCCCACAAGCGCUUGGAGCUAUCGUUCAACGUGUUCAAAAUCUUCUUAGUGGCCUCGCUGGGUCUGCCCUUGCACGCCUAGCAACACAGCUGGAAACCGAGCCAAGUUUGCUUGAUCCGGCAGCACGAGCCGAUGUCCAGUCUACAGCUGUGCGGGACGGUCACAUGAUGCAGAAUCUUGGCGCCCUGCUCCUGGAAUUGGGGCGAACAACUUUGACACUCCGCAUGGGUCAAUCCCCUGCUGAAUCUGUGGUCAAUGCUGGACCUGCAGUUUUCAUCUCCCCAUCUGGUCCGAAUCCCAUGAUGGUCCAGUCCGUACCCUUGCAGACAGGUGUGGCGUUGGGUGCAUUGCCUGUUGGAACGUCUCAACCAAGUGGUGGUAUUGUGGGUCCCACUUUAGGACCGAGAAGUAUUAAUAUACAUAUCCACACCAGUGACUUAAGGCUUCCUUCUGGUGCUCCCUCUCCUUCUCCCUCCCCUUCCUCCCCUCAGCGUCCACCUCCUCGAGCAGUUGCUGGUGUGACUCCUGGAGCGCCAGGCAGCAAUGUACGACAAGUUAUGGAGCGGGCGGAAGCUGGCACUGCAGAGCAUGGACUUACAGUUCGACAGAUAAUUGAACGCGCAGAAGCGGUGAGCGCUGCACAACAAGCCAAUGCAGAGAUGAAUAAUCAAGCCGCAUCGGUAGGUCCCGUUCAGGGUGCCAUCAUGACUUUUAACGAAAAUGGGGCCAUGAGGGUGGUUCCUGUGAGAUCACGACCUGCAGCAGGUGCACAUAUAAAUGUUACAGCUGGUAACCCGGCAAACGAUGCUAGCGCUACCGCGCUGCUUGCAAGAUUUCAGCAACAGCUUGAAUCUCUACAGCAAAGGCCAGGACCUCAAUCAGCAAGUGCUGAUGCUUCCUCAGUGGGAACUCAUUCUUCUAAUCAAGAACCCACCGUGAGCUUACCUCCUACAUCUUUGCAACCGAUCAGGGCCCAAGUACAUGUUCAAUCAUGGCCUCCUACUUUCAUUCAAGGCCUGGAAGCAGGUUUUCCACAACCUGUCCUCUUCUCCCCUGCAACUGGCGAGGUACUUGUUCAAACGCAGAAUCAAGGAGCUCAGCCUUCCACUGCAGGCGCCCACACAGGCUUAAACAGCGAUAGACUCGUAACAUCACAAGAUCUGUCUGGAUCAGAGCCCGUGACCGCGACUUCUAGCGAACAUGUGGACAACCAGAGAGAGAUGGAUGUGGAAAUGAGGAGAGUUAUCGACUCUAUGGCCCGCGGUCAACAACAUGGGCAUGAGAUAGCUGAUUCUCUAGGACCUCUUUUUAACCAGCUAGUUGCCGCCUUUCAGCAUUCUCGGUCACCAGAUGAUGUACUUCAACCUGAACAGGUUAUCGGACAGACUUCAGUGGCUCAGGCAAACGUAGGACCUGAGGUUAGUUCCAGAGGUCCGACAACAUCUGCUGAAGGAUCACAACCUAGGAACUUGCUAUCUAUCGAAAGAGGAGUUGAGGUUCUGCCUUCAGCCCAUAUCGAACAUCCUGAGUCAUUAGCAGAUCUACAUACAGUUGCCAAGAUGGAUGUUUUAAGUGGCAGCGACAUUGCGUCAGGUUCGCGGGGCUUGAAUAGUGUAGAUACGAACCAGGACUUCAAGUUGCUCGAGGGAAGUGUGGAGGACACUGAAGAAAGGCCCCCUGAGGUGAGGAACGAUCAAUCACAAGGAACUGAAGAAAAGUCGGGAAAUCCUCCUCUUGGUCUAGGCCUUGGAGGUUUACAACCACUUCCUGCCAGGGCUCGAAGGCGAGGUCAGCGACAAUCGCAGUCUGCAAAUGCGGGCCCAGCAGCUGUUGUAGGUAGUGGGCUGUCUGCUCCCAGAGGUAAUGAGCAGACAUUAGCUCCUUCUGCAGCUCAAAAUUUCCUCCAAAGACUAGUGUCACGCGUGGAUAGACCUACUGAAACGUCUGAUGGAAACGCUAUGCAACAGUCCGUAGGGCAAUUGACACAAGGCCUAUUUCCUUUGCUGGGCAGUCUUGGUAAUAUGGGAACCUCUCAAAAUGGAGAAGGUAGUAAUCUUGGAGAUUUAAUGGGGCAGUUGAUGUCGAGGACAGAUGAAGGUAACGCUGGGCAGGCACCACUAUCUUCUAGUAUGCUGAGGGGCAUGAUGGGUCAAAUCGUCCAGAGUCCGUUCAUGGAAAAUCUCGUGCAGCAAGUCAUGACUCGUAGUGAGGAGACGCAGAGUUCGGAACAGGGAUUCUCUGGGCUUAGUGGCGAUGGAGGCUUUGAUUUUGCUGGUGUCAUGCAGCAGAUGCAGCAGAUGUUACCUGUCGUCACACAAAUGAUUGGUAGUAGACAAACGCCCAGCUCAGGUCAAGAGGUCCCAAACGCUCUUAAUGCCAUGCUUCACAAUGAGGAAGUUGCAGCCAGAGGAAGCCCAGGCCAGAACAAUGACACCGGGAGGUGGAGAGAGGCGCUUAGUGAGGAGGAGGCAGCCCAGUGGAGUGAAACCAUAACUGCCGAUGUAGAGCAGCAGCAGUCUGCUGCUCCACAAAGACCUUUUAGUGAUGUCUAUUCGCGGGGUUCACCGGUGGCGAAACGACAAAAGACAGAUUUGGAGGGGACAGCCCAAAAGCUCGAAAAUGGUGGCGCACCUGAAGAUGUCCUUCGGAGUGUUGCAGAGGAUGUCGCAGAGCAGUUCGUGAGAACAAAUGGAACGGUUCAUGGAGAAGCUUCUCAACUGGCCCAACAUGUCGUUGAAACGGAAGGGCUUGCCGAGGCAUACAUGGCUGUGCUGUUCCAUGACCUUGCUGCACGGGUGGCAGCAGACCCCGAUUUUGGCGAUGGUACCCGAUUCCCGAAUGCAACCCGAGUCUUCCAACAGUCGAAGGCGACCAAGGAGCCAGAUGGAGGGUGAUAGUGAUUGGUUGCGACUCUCAUGAAUACCAGCUCGACAAUAUCUGAGGUCGGGUACGAAAUUUAAACCAUGAGGAGAGUAGCUGAGGAGGUCUUAUGAUCAUCCUUUAGGUUUUAAUCACUAUUUUCGUCAUCAGAUUUUCUUGUAACAUGAUGUUAAACAUUUGGUUAUUCACUAGGAACAGAUCCUUCGCUGUGGGGAGAUGUACAGAGGAGAAAAAUUAGUCAGGGUAUAUUUCUCUGUCCCAUGUUCUACGCAAAAGCCCCUUUGCUGCAUUAGGGACACAAAGAGGUCUUCUUAUCAUGCCCUUGGAUAGGUCAGAUCCAGAACUACGAGCUAGUCAUUAUGCGGAUUGCCGCUAGAUGGCUUACGGCGUGCAUUGUCAAUUUUUUCUCGAGUAGUUUUGAAGCACAAACCGGCACAAUCAUCAGUUUGUGCUUUGCUUCGCAAUGUGUAGAUUCUAAAGCUCUUCCCACGUUGUGGCCCGUAGUGCCUUUGUCUUACUUCAUAAUUCAGAAUUAAGAUUGUGGUAAUUUGGUGAUUCUCUGUUAUAAAGGUCUGUCAUGGAUUCAUUGCUGUUUCAAUUCUGGGCAAUAAAGAUGUCGAUGCAACCG